GUGUGACGUAUAGAGAAGCUAGCCCAAUGAGUUAACUCAUUGAGCUAGCCGUUAAUCUGGUGUUUAUACCAUUGAUUUACUUCGAUAUAAUUAUGUCAUUCAAAAGGGAAGGAAAUGAUGGGAGCCAACUUAAUAUUUUAAAGAAACGGCGUGUAUCUGACCUUUUGUCCAAUUUUAUUCCGGAAGAUGAAGCUGCUCUUCUGAGUAAUGGCAGGUACACGUGCCUUGUGUGUUCGUAUCGCCCAGUGUUUGACACAGUUGACAUGUUGACAGUCCACAGGCAAGGGAAGAAGCAUUUAGAAGGUUUAAAAUCCUUUUAUGGGAAAAAGUCAAAGUUCAAGAAUGAAAUUGCAAAAAGAAAACAUGAAGAUUAUGUCAGAGCAGAAGACAAAGAGGAGCCCUCCAGUUCGGCACCUUUACUGGCACAGACCCGGAAACUUACCCAUCAUGCUCUUCUGAAGACUGUUCCAUACAACAGCUGCCACAGAAAAACCAGUACAAAGUUGAAUAAAGGACAGUCGAGCACUGCUGGAAACACAUUUCAACACAAUUUCCCAUCUGCAUGUUGGAAACCAGAAGUUUCUGACAAUGCAUCCACAAGUGAUUCUAGUGAUUGUUUCACAGAGUCUUGUUCAUCCAAAGACAGAAUUCAGUGUCAGUCUGAGUCGAGACAAACGGCAGAACUCAUAACGCCGCAGAGGCGAAGAGAGAUGGAGCACUACCUCAAACUGAAAAGCAAUGGCUGGUUACAGGACGGAAAUGGACAGUGGGUCAAAGACAACAACGUGGAGUUUGAUUCGGAUGAGGAGACGCCGCCUUCAUUUGCCCCUUCAGAUGAUUGCUAAAACACAUUCUAUGAGGAGACGGAGAAGAAAUGUGGGAACUUUCCCUGCACAGAUAAAAAGACACAAACCCUGCAGAAGAAUAUCUAUUAUAACAGAAUUGUUCAUUGUUCUUUUCUGUUUAUUUUCCUGUUUCUGUACAUGGCUGUAACAAACUUCCUGAGGGAUAAAGGCUUUGGCCUCCAGUCAUCUGAGCACACUGAGCAUAGUUUGGCUAACGAACAAAAGCAUUUAUAAGUCACGGAUGUGGCUAGAUUGCUGUGGACAGAAACUAUCAUCUUAAAACAAGAAUAGAUCACUACAGCCAUAAAAACUCUGCAAAUUCACAGUUUAAAUAAACUGCAGGAGUUUUGGGGAGUAGAAACUGAACCACAAAGGUAUUAUCCAGUCAAAAAGUGAACUUGUUUGUCAGUUUGGAAGUGAAUUGUACAAUUUUGUUCGUUUCUUUGAACUUCAUUGAACAGGGUCAAGUCCAGUGGUUAAUAGUCAGUGAACGCAGCAUCAGGGAAUUGUGGAUUCUUUUAAUUCAAUAUUUAACUUUUUGACUAUUUUUGUUUUGAUACACAUGAAUAAAAAUGUUUUUGUUAAUCA
Oryzias latipes (Japanese medaka) is the source of this 1433-nucleotide messenger RNA. It is a transcript of the gene scnm1, whose product is annotated as sodium channel modifier 1. Gene Ontology annotation, cellular component: nucleus. NCBI's taxonomy places the organism in Eukaryota, Metazoa, Chordata, Actinopteri, Beloniformes, Adrianichthyidae. Gene Ontology annotation, biological process: RNA splicing. The record is from RefSeq and is a predicted model, not a curated record.